Molecule: messenger RNA, 2112 nt
Organism: Periconia digitata
Lineage: Eukaryota; Fungi; Ascomycota; Dothideomycetes; Pleosporales; Periconiaceae
Source: the annotation of a GenBank genome assembly
ACAAGUCUUCUAGCUUCUCUAAUCUCGCAAUCGAUGAUUUCUAUUGCUUUUGCUGUGCAAGAGCAUAUAAUGGACCAAAAGCGCGGGCCGCGCUUGCGUGGUAUUGGUAAGCCCGAACUACUCGAACCAUCUCAUUUGCAAAGCAGCGGCCUAGAAAACGAAUCGAAACGUCUUGGAGACCAAACCGAGCAUGAUAUCGAUCAGCAACUUAACCAACUGAGCGAUUACCAGGGGGGAGACAGCAGUGCUGAGAAAGAAAAUAAGCGGGAAUUGUCAACCCAAGACGAGAACACGGCCGGCCACAAGGAUAUUAAAGUCGGCAGAUACGGCGACGCUGCCUAUGAGAACAUACAGUUUUACGAAGAGGGCGAGAGCGAUGACGCUUUAUCGAUGGCUGGGUAUACAGAUGGAGAAUCUGAUGAUAGUGGCGAGAGCGACGAGGAUGUAGGCUACGACGAGAAUGAGAAUGGAAACAGUCGUAUCUGGAUGCCUCCAGAUCUUCUUCGAUCUUCUGAAGAGAGGCUUCUAGAGGAUAAUGUGUCCCCGCUUUCCUCACCCUCCUCACCUCCCUUGAUACUCGCACCGCGCCCCAUACGCCCUGAAUCUGCGAUGGGGGAUUAUUUCGACGACCAUCCGCCCGCUCAGAUUCAGGAUGAGGUCCUACCAGAGAACCCUCGCGACAACUACGCAGCCGACACGCCCGCACCUUCCACGAUGGGAUCGCCGCCUACCCCAACAAAUCGCGGUUCCAAACCCACCACGUUCAUGACGACAUCUGCAGACCCAACUCUAUUCAACACCACACGCUUUGCCUCGCGGCAGAGGCUAACCGGCUUGCACCGUGAAACGUACCAACGAAGCAUCUCCAUCCGCACGAGCGCCUUCUCACUACCUUAUCUGGUCGACAUCCCCGAAGCAAUGCUAACAUUCUACUGUGGCAAAUACAAUGUCCGAGCGUUGAUCAAAAACUACACUCUCACUCCUCCCUCACCAUCGUUCCUCCCGUCUCCAACAUCCGAAACAGAGCCCGAGAGUCCUGCGGAAAUGACAACGGACCUCCUCAUACCCGCAACUCGCGCGACGCCCGCCUCACUCCAGCGCAUCGUUCGAUACAUGCGCCGCAGUACAAUGCCAGGUGUCAAAGGCACGCAGCCGCUCUACGAGUUCCACAUCCCAGCCAGCAUCGACAUGACCAUUGACACAAUCCGCAGCUUACGGUUGCUUGGACUUGAAGCCGACGCUUUGAGACUUCAGCGUUUACUCGUAUUCCAGACGAUCUCUCAGCCGGCAAGAGCGUUGACAAUGGAUGAUAUGGAGAUUAUCUGGAUGCGGUAUGGACAGGUGCUUCGAGAGACACCUGUGGGGGAUGCGCUGGUGUGCUGGAUCUUGUAUGAGGGCCUGGGUGUUGGGGACGGGACAAGAGGUAGUGUAGGGGAAGUAGACGAAGAGGUUUUGAUGGUGCUCGAAGAGAAGGGAUUCGAGGAGCUGAGAGAGAUGGUUCGUGGAGAAAUUACUCGGCGGAAGUGGAGAGAAGAAGUCAGGAAAGAAUUUCUGGAGCGCCGGGCCGAGGAGAGAAGGUGUGUGAGAGAACUGAACAAAAUGGGCGUGCCAUGGGGGAAGAGCAGCCGGAAUAAGAAAGUUGGACAACUUCUUGGGGUGGAUGUGGGCGAGUUGGAGGAUAUGAGAUGGUCGAUGGGAUGGGCGGUUGAGGAGCGAUCUGCCGCUGGAACUUUCCCCACGAGCAGCAAGUUGGACAGGAGCGGCUCACACACAACGGAUACACACGAUAAACCGAAGGCAACGGUUGGCUUUCGACCAGGACAGACACCAAAUCGGCACAUGUAUAGCCAGCCAGCAGUCGUCAACGGUCCAUCAACAAUGGAUUCGCCCAGGCAGUCCGUCCACCAGCAUCUCCCAGCAAAAAUUCUUCUCAACAAGCCUCUGCCUCAGAUUCCGUCCCCGUCGACUCAGGAUGAAACGGUUGAAACUCGAAUACGGAGUGGAAUAUUUCGAAAGAGGAUUCCUCGUCCUCCAGCACCGGCCGCCAAUUCCGCAACUACUCGCACGUCGAAUUCUAAUGAGACAUGUGGGAGCUGUAGUCGUUCAUCUUGA